Molecule: messenger RNA, 927 nt
Organism: Polychytrium aggregatum
Lineage: Eukaryota; Fungi; Chytridiomycota; Chytridiomycetes; Polychytriales
Exons: 1
Coding region: 1-927 (308 amino acids)
Source: RefSeq, a predicted model, not a curated record
AUGAGGCAGCUCUCCGACAUUGGCAUCGCCGUCAUCCCCAACGUCCUCAGUCCCGAAGAAUGCGAAUCGCUGCGGGCCCAGACCUGGGAUGGACUCAAGCACAUCACUCGCGACGAGUUCGACCAUGAAAAUGCCAGCACUUGGCCGCAGUAUCGCAGCAAAUUCGAGCCCCUCAACGACAUGCUGCUGCAUCGAGGCGAUAUCGGCCACCUGCAGUCGCUGUGGGACGUCCGCCAGCACCCCAACGUCGUCCAGGCCUUCUCCCGCCUGUGGUCCACGCCCCCGGCCGAUCUCAUCUGUUCGUUCGAUGGACUGUCGGUGCACCUGCCGCUCCCGACGGAUGCCCGCGAGUUGAGUCCUCGGGCCUCGGCCGGGCGGCUUGAUGGGCUCCAUGUCGACCAGGGACGCACCAAAACAGGCUUUCAGUGCAUCCAGGGUCUGGUCACCCUGUAUGAUGUGCACCACGGCGACUCGUCGCUGCAUCUCAUCGAGAGCUCGCAUCUCCACUACGACGACUACUUCAAGCAGUACCCGUUCGACAGCGACGACGACUUUGUUUUCGUCAGCCACCCCAGGUUCUUCUUCAACCGCGGCUGCCGCGAGACUUUUGUCCAGGCCGCUGCCGGCUCGCUGGUCCUGUGGGAUUCCAGGCUCGUCCACGAGGGCGGCUCGGUGCUGCCCCAGAGCCUGCGAGCGAUCCCCAGCAACCCUCGCAUGGUCUUCUAUGUCUGCAUGGUGCCGCGCGAGCGGGCCUCGCAAACGGAUCUCCAGGAGCGCAUCGAGGCUUUCAGGAAUCUGCAGACAACCUCGCACUAUCCGGUACCUGUUCGCAGCUUUGGUGCCCCAUCCAACCACAGGAGCUUGAAUCCAGUCCCGCAGCCACGCCUCACAACACAGGGCAGACGGCUCGUUGGCUUCGAUGAGUGA